Eriocheir sinensis (Chinese mitten crab) is the source of this 642-nucleotide messenger RNA. RefSeq names its product tripartite motif-containing protein 15-like. The transcript has 2 exons. Gene Ontology annotation, biological process: protein ubiquitination. The record is from RefSeq and is a predicted model, not a curated record. Gene Ontology annotation, molecular function: ubiquitin protein ligase activity. Bases 121 to 489 code for a protein of 122 amino acids. Lineage: Eukaryota; Metazoa; Arthropoda; Malacostraca; Decapoda; Varunidae.
UCUUGGGAGGGGGAGGUGGGUAUACCGGUCAACACUUGUUUAAGUCAGUCGGGACGCGGCAGUCACUCAGAACAGAAACAACAGCAGCGACAGGAAGUGUACUACAGUAACUUCACCAAGAUGGGGAUGUGUCCUAUUGGUGGUGAGCUCCCACUCGAGGCGUCAUCAGAGUGUCCCGUAUGUCUGCUGGAGUACGACAUAUCCCUGGCAGGACUCCCGAGGUACCUGCCAUGCGGACACACCUUCUGUACCUUCUGCAUCAUGCGUCUGUGGGUCCCGAAGUGCAUGACCAUGACGAUUGUAGUGACGUGUCCGCUUUGCCGCACCGAGCACCAACGCGGAGACAUGAUGCCGCCGGUAAACGAUGGUCUUCGGGGCAAGCUCAAGAUGGAGACGGAGCGGAGCACAGAGGCGCAGUACUUUUGUUCAAUGCGCGUGGUGGAGAUGGGCAGCACCAGGGGCAUCAAGGCGGUCAUGGGAAUAGAGUGAUGAUGGUGGUGUGGUGAUGAUGUUGCUAGUGUUGUUAAUGGUAGAGUUGAUGAGUCUUACCAUUGUGUGUGUGUGUGUGUGUGAGAGAGUUUAUGACCGUUUCCCUUUAAAAUUAACGCAUUCCAUGGAGUAUACUGUGAAUGAUUUUUACGA